AUGCCAUCAUCUUUUUUACUGACUAUUGCCCUCUUCGUGCUACAGUGCAGCGUCCAGUUGACAUUUGGGCUUGGCGUUGGCACUCCGCACACGGCAACUGAACUGCGCCCUUCUGCUCCAGAUGACAAUCAUGGAACCCGGGAGGGCGCAGGCGUGCAUGGUGGAGUCUCGCUCCUUUCCUCCACGGAACAGGCUAACAAACUGUCUGACAGCGGAACUGAGCGGCGUGUUGUCCGCGGCCAGAAAGCGACUGGUCAGAGCAAAGAAGAAAUCCAGCCACGUUGUGACAAAAGCCACAAGAUGAGGACAGAGCGGAAGCUAAAUACGCCUCGCACGAGCGAACGUCAAGAAACUGGGAGCGGACAUGUCACACAAGACCGAAAUUUGCCUCUGCUGGAGAGUGGGGCAGACUCACAGCGUAUAACAGGAACGGCUCAAGAGCCUGGGGCAAGUAGACGGCUUCAGAGCCAGUCGUCUGUGCUCGACAGUCCGUUGAAGGGCGCUGAGAACUCGUCUGAAGACCUGCAACUCAGCACAGAUCACGGCUUGGACGGCAAUAACCUAGAUGGCAGACAAGAACAUCGCGCUGCUAACGAAUUACUGAAGAAUGAACCUGCAGAAUUCCUGGACGUUCCGCGCAGCACGGGACGCAAUAAGAAACUCUCCCUAGCACUUGACGCGGUAGUGCGAAACAGUGCUCAGUCUAUCAUCUCACGAGACCUGCCUUUGAACAUGGAUCUAACCCUUUCUUCAGGGCUGGUAGACGAGCGCGAAGCAGGGCGUCCGCGGCAACUGUACGUGGAGAAGGCUCCACUGGUAUUUCUUCUCUCAAAUCUGUGGAACGAGUAUAUCAUGCGGCCACAGUCUGAGGGAGGCACAGGGGUACGGGCAGCAGCGGAUGCAGAGGCUGCUGCCUAUGUUUCAGAUCUUGCGGCAUCGUUCUGGGCGGAUCUUUAUGGUGUUUCAUCAACACUGAAGCUGUGA
Molecule: messenger RNA, 984 nt
Organism: Besnoitia besnoiti
Lineage: Eukaryota; Apicomplexa; Conoidasida; Eucoccidiorida; Sarcocystidae
Exons: 1
Coding region: 1-984 (327 amino acids)
Source: RefSeq, a predicted model, not a curated record